AUAAGCAGUGGUUAUAUGAUCAAGAUUGACCAAAGUCUGUCAGAACUCGCUCGGUUGUGUCUUGCAACCUGUCCAAACUUGGCCCAAUAGGCUGCUCUCUCAUUUGUGUUUAAACAGCCAGAAGAGGCAGGGCUGAGAGUUGAGCAGCACUUUAAAGCCAGUCUACAGCCAGCCUCUUCAAAUCAGCCUGAUCAUCUCCACUAUGAUUGUUUCUUUCGUCCUCCUAUGGAUCUGUGUUUUCGUGUUCAUUUCCUGUUUCAAAUGUCAGAGACCCAAGAACUUUCCUCCAGGACCUCCUACAUUACCAAUACUGGGGAACCUGUUGAACCUCAGCCUGAACAAUCCUAUUGGAGACUUUGAGAGGCUGAGGAAAUGCUAUGGAAAUAUCUUCAGUGUUUAUUUUGGAAUAAAACCAGCUGUGAUUAUCAAUGGGGUGCACGCCAUGAAGGAGGCCAUGGUGACUAAGGGUGCUGAUUUUGCAGGACGACCCCAAAACAUAUUAAUCAGUCACCUCACCCACAAAGGAAUGAUUCUGGCAGACUAUGGCACUUGCUGGAAGGAGCAUCGUCGCUUUGCUCUAAUGACCUUGAAAAAUCUUGGUCUGGGGAAGCUGUCCAUGGAGCAGAGGAUUCUGGGAGAGAUACAGUGCACAAUGGAAACACUGGAAAAGAGCAUUGGUACGACCUUGAGUCCACAAGUUAUAUUUCAUAAUGCGGCCUCCAACAUCAUCUGCCAGGUCCUGUUUGGUACACGUUAUGACUAUGAUGACAACUUUAUCAAAGUGGUUGUUCAGUGCUUUCAAGAAAUCUCCAAGAUGGGUAAUGGACGCUGGGCUAUGCUGUAUAACUCUGUUCCCAUGAUUCGAAAACUGCCGUUGCCUUUCAUGAAGGCGUUUAAAAACGUAGAGACUUGUAAGAAACUUAUUUCUCAUCUGAUCACUGAACACAAAGAGACAAGAGUCCCUGGGCAACCACGAGACUUCCUUGACUGCUACCUGGAUGAACUUGAUAAGAGAGGCGAUGAUGGCUCCUCUUUCAGUGAGGAUCGACUCAUCGUGUUUGUUCUGGAGCUUCACUUUGCUGGGACUGACACCACGUCUAACACCUUACUCACUGGCUUCCUUUACCUUAUGACCUACCCACAUAUACAAGAGCGAUGUCAGCAGGAGAUAGACCAGGUGUUGGAAAUGAAGGAUCAUGUCAGUUAUGACGACAGACACAACAUGCCUUACAUGCAGGCAGUGAUCCAUGAAGUCCAAAGGGUCGCCAAUGCUGUCCCUCUUAGUGUCUUCCACCGUACAACAAAUGACACGAAGCUCAUGGGAUAUUUCUUACCCAAGGGUACACUGGUUAUCCAAAACUUGAACUCAGUGCUACAGGAGGAGGGGCAGUGGAAAUUCCCUCAAGAAUUCAACCCUGAAAACUUUCUCAAUGACCAUGGAGAGUUUGUUAAACCAGAGGCCUUCAUGCCUUUCUCUGCAGGUCCUCGUAUGUGUCUUGGAGAGGGUCUGGCUCGUAUGGAGCUCUUCCUUAUUAUGGUGACUCUGCUGAGGAAGUUCAACUUCAUCUGGCCUGAGGAUGCAGGACUGCCAGACUACACCCCUAUCAGUGGGAUGACUCUGUCUCCUAAACCUUACCGCAUGAAGGUCCAGCUCAGGGCCUCACACUUCUCACUCAUCCAGGAGGAACAGUGAAGAUCCAUAUCGAUACAAGUCAUCAGUAAUACUUUGAUAUGUGUGAUUUAUUACUGUGUACAUGGAAGAUAUUUAGGCAGGCUGGCUGUGUGUGUUUUGUGUACUUAGUGUAAACUGCUGAAUUAAUUUUUCAGCCUUUUUUUCUGCAACGUUAUCAUUACACCUUUAUUAAAGAAAGACGGGAUUACAUCUAGUUUGGUGACAUCUAUUUUGAACUCUAGCUCCCUCGAGUGGACAGAAGUGGGUAUU
Messenger RNA from Scatophagus argus, 1942 nucleotides. Its product is annotated as cytochrome P450 2F2-like. The transcript is spliced from 11 exons. Gene Ontology annotation, biological process: xenobiotic metabolic process. Gene Ontology annotation, molecular function: oxidoreductase activity, acting on paired donors, with incorporation or reduction of molecular oxygen, reduced flavin or flavoprotein as one donor, and incorporation of one atom of oxygen; heme binding; iron ion binding. Lineage: Eukaryota; Metazoa; Chordata; Actinopteri; Scatophagidae. The coding region runs from base 203 to 1693 and encodes 496 amino acids. The record is from RefSeq and is a predicted model, not a curated record. Gene Ontology annotation, cellular component: cytoplasm; intracellular membrane-bounded organelle.